AAAUUGCGCGAGGCAAGACCAAAGUUACUUUCUUGCCUCUGGCUUCCAGGGGGCGCUGCCUGUUCGUUCUGCCUGCCCAGUCAAAACGUGCGCUGGGUGCGCAUCAGGGCUGGUGAAAUUUCCUGUGAGUUUUACAACUCCCUUCGGCUCCUUCAGACUGCCCGGCUGCGGGUACCGCCGCUUGAGACACCCACACAUAGGGGAGCGCCAAGGAGUAUUGUUUUUUAACCUCAGGGACGGAAUGGACCAGGCAAGGAAGCGGCGACUCCCUCCGCUGUUACUGCUACUACUAACGCUUGCCUUGACUCCCCAUGAAGCACAGUCAACAACCUUUAAAAUCACCAUUCCUUACACACUCUAUAUCUGCCCCGAAGGUCAGAAUGUCACCUUGACUUGCAAGCUCAGUGGGUCUCUUGCAUACCCACAUGAUUUUAUUUCCAAAUUUUGGUACUUCAGCAAUCAGGGUGACGAGAGCUGUUAUCAGAGACAACAUAUUCGCAAUAUCACGAUAAAGGAGCUGCAUCAUGAAUUAGAGAAGCAGCAUGGAUUACCUGGCAGUAACAACACUGGGCAGCAAGUGAGCCAUCAUGGUCUGGCUUUCUCCUCGGAUCACCAUGGGACAUUCCACAUCACCAUGGCAAAUCUUACUCUUCGGGACAGUGGGAACUACUGCUGCUACGUGGUAGAGGCUAAAAAGGAGCACAACAAGGCACAUGCCAAGCAACAGGCUCAUGGUUUCAUGGAACUUCGUAUACAGAAAGCAAAUGGUACUCUUUCAAACUGUACAUUUCAUCAUGCUGCCAGCACAGAGCGUGAAAACAUCACAGCAGCUGCACUUGCAACAGGGGCCUGCAUUGUGGGCAUUCUGUGCCUUCCCCUAAUUCUUCUCCUCAUUUACAAGCAGAGAACAGCAAUUGCUAACAGACGUGCUCAUGAGCUUGUCAGAAUGGAGAGCAAUGUCCAUGGCAUUGAGAAUCCUGUCUUUGAGGCCAUCCCUACCAUUAAUUCGGAAUCCAAAGCCAGGCCACAAUUAACAUACAUGGCCAGCCGCCAGUUAUCGGAGUCAGGCCGGCAUCUUCUCUCAGAACCAAAUACUCCACUCUCGCCCCCACUCCCAGGAGACUGUUUCUUCCCAUCACUGGAGCCUGUUCCUGAUUCACCAAACUUGACAAAUGUAUAGUAAAGUUUCCCAAGAAGAAUGUCUUUCACUGAAUCUUUGACAACAAGGUUUUGUGUGUUGCAUUAAACAAACAAAAACAGAGAGGCAGGAGGGGAAAGCAAGCAUAUUUCUAAGGGGAACAAACUUGGUGCUUGUCCUAACUUUUAAAUUUACUCCUGUACUCCUUAAAUAUUUGAAGGCUGAAAAUAAGUUCUGGAAGACAUUGAGGUAUUGAAACCUUCUGGAAUUCUGCUGGGUUUUUUCUUUUACAUCACAGAGUGGAUGCUAUUACAACAUAUUACGUUGUGUGUAGAAGACUGGAGAAGAGAUUGAGAAAAAACUUUUAAAUUCUAAUUGGAGCAAGGUGCGAUGAAUUAUGAAAAUUACCACCGAAAGCCUUAAAAACUGAACAAGGAUUUUAAUAAUUUUAUCCCUGCAAGCCUUGUCCCUUGGAAAUAUGUCCCUUGGAAAUAUGAUUUUUUAAAAAAAACAACUUCAAAAGUUUAUUUCAGAAAAAGCAUUUUAGGCAGGCUAUGACUUUCUUUAUACAGAUUAUAUUGUAUAUAUAUUAUUUUUAAGUGUACCAUUUUGGCACAGCAACAGCAUAUUUUGCUUGUAUCUUGGCUUCAAAAGAUCACAUACAACAUGAAAAACUCAGUACUUUGCUGGAGUGUUAACCAA
Messenger RNA from Rhineura floridana, 1840 nucleotides. It is a transcript of the gene VSIR, whose product is annotated as V-set immunoregulatory receptor. The record is from RefSeq and is a predicted model, not a curated record. NCBI's taxonomy places the organism in Eukaryota, Metazoa, Chordata, Lepidosauria, Squamata, Rhineuridae. Gene Ontology annotation, cellular component: plasma membrane. The transcript has 7 exons. Bases 242 to 1180 code for a protein of 312 amino acids. Gene Ontology annotation, biological process: positive regulation of regulatory T cell differentiation; regulation of immune response; negative regulation of CD4-positive, alpha-beta T cell proliferation.